This is a messenger RNA of Drosophila persimilis, 2505 nucleotides long. RefSeq names its product nucleolar and coiled-body phosphoprotein 1. The record is from RefSeq and is a predicted model, not a curated record. Lineage: Eukaryota; Metazoa; Arthropoda; Insecta; Diptera; Drosophilidae. Bases 23 to 2395 code for a protein of 790 amino acids. The transcript has a single exon.
UUUUUUGAUACAUUGAAACAAGAUGUCUACCAUAUACAGACCGAAUACGAGUCCGAGGCCGACAAAGCAGGAGCGACGGAUGAAGGCCAUCAAGCGUUUGGAUCAACUGUCGCGCGAUCCGGGCCAAUGUCCUAUUGCCAAUUGCAGUCAAUAUGUCUUCCCCUCGGGUCUGAUGUCGCACCUGCGCCGUUAUCACGCCCGGAACCCGAACCUCGUCUUCCGCAGUGCCUAUGAAAGCAAGCCGAUACGGAUGAAGCUCCCCGAUCCCCGGGGCUUCGGUGAGUGCGAUGUGCCAAAGUGCAUCGGCGUGCUGCAGUUCGGUGGCAUAUACAAACACCCGAAGACCGCUCCAGGGCACCAUUACCUGUGCGUCGCCAACACCGAUUUGGACCAAGAUCAUCAGAAGUACAAGGACUACUUGCCCAUGAUGAUAAUGGUGAGCAAGAGCUCGUGGCAUGACAUACUGCCUUCCGCCAGGAUGCGCAACACGAAGGAGCAGUGGAAGAAGACUGAAGGAAGCCAAAACGACGGUUCCGGGCUCCUUGUCAUCUGGCUGGCAUCGCCCUUGACUGUGAAGCCGUUCCACUACACCAUAACCUUUUUCAAUGGCUCGUACAACAAUUCGAUUAGCAUGAUACGCAAAUCGCGCAGCUUCGUGGACAGCCAGAUACCCAGCAAUUUUCUCUAUGAGAAGAACGACUUCGUGAUCCUGCGUGACUUGGAUAUCCAGCUGCUAUUGGAGAGGCCCAAAGAGAAGGGUGACCAGGCGCAGGGCAUCCAAAUGGAAAUAAUCGUACACGAGCUCUUGUCGGGCUCCCUCCUCACGCAGCUGGGGUACCAAUCGACCUCUACCGAAGAGUGCAACACAGUGGAAGUGGCAAUUCCAAUAGUCUUCGAUAGAGAAGAAGACACUAAGGACGCUGAAGAUGCUCAAGCUGAUGUUGAUGCUGAUGCCUUACAGGAUGGAGCAUCGCCAACGGAUUCUGAGGAUGGGUCGUCAUCACAUACGGUAACAAAUUCGGAGGUUGCGCUUGAAUCGGAACAGCCAGUUCUGGCACAACGAACUGGAACGAAGAUUGCAACUGAAUCGAAGGUCCCACCUGGAACUAUGGCUGGAGCGGGAUCAAACCCUGAAACUAAAACUGCCACUGAAGAAAAGGCUGCAACUCAACCGAAGGCAACUAAAACUAUGGUUCCAACUACAUCAAAGGAGGCACCUGAAUCUAAGGCUGAAUCUGGAACGAAGCCUGCAGCUGAAUCGAAGGUUCAAACUAGAACUGUGGUUGUACCUGGAUCAAGUCCUCCAACUAGAUCCAAGUCUGUUACUGAAGGAAGGGCUACAGCAGGUGCGAAGGCUUCCACUAAAUCGAAGGCAACUAGAUCAUAUAUUUCCACUAAAACUAUGAUUUCAAAUACAUCAAAAAAUGCACCUGAAUGUAAGGCUGAAACUGGAACGAAGCCUGCAACUGAAUCGAAAUUCGCAACUGGAACUGGAUCAAGCCCUGCAACUAGAUCCAUGUCUGUUACUGAAGGAAGGGCUACAACAGGUGCGAAGGCUUCUACCAAAUCGAAGGCAACUAGAUAUAUUUCCACUAAAACUAUGGUUGCAAAUACAUCAAAAGACGCACCUGAUGCUAAGGCUGAAACUGGAACGAAGCCUGCAACUGAAUCGAAAUUCGCAACGGGAACUGGAUCAAGCCCUGCAACUAGAUCCAAGUCUGUUACUGAAGGAAGGGCUACCACAGGUGCGAAGGCUUCUAGCAAAUCGAAGGCAACUAGAUAUAUUUUCACUAAAACUAUGGUUGCAAAUACAUCAAAAGAUGCACCUGAUGCUAAGGCUGAAACUGGAACGAAGCCUGCAACUGAAUCGAUGGUCUCAAGUGGAACUACGGUCGGAACUGGAUCAAGCCCUCCAACUGCAUCCAAGGCUAUGACUGAAGGAAGGUCUACAACAGGUGCGAAGGCUUCAACCAAAUCGAAGGCAACUAAAACUGUGGUUGCAACUAAAUCAAAAGAGGGAACUGAACCAAAGGCUGAAACUGGAACGAAGACUACAACUGGACCAAAGACUGAGAUAAAAGCUGCACCGAUGCCAAUUCAAUCGGAUGUCGAAUCGGAAACCGACAGCGAAUUAAAAAUAGAUAACCUUCUGAAGCGCUUUGGCUGUAAACUCAACUCGGGCAGCUCAAACUCGUUAGCUGGAUGUAAUGAUCUGCAGUCUGCAACUGGAGCAAAAACUGAGAUGCCAGAUAAGCCGAUGGUAAAUUCCGAAUCGGAUACUGAGAGUGAACCAGACGACUAUGCCGUCCUUGUGCGCCUUGGCUAUGAUAAAAGCUCGGAGAGCUCACUGUCGUUAUCAAGUCUUUCUGAUGUAUCUUCCGAAUCUAGCGUUUAAAAUCACACCACACCCAAACACUUUUCAAAUUACUAUUCAAAUUUCUUUAACGAUUUGUUCAUAAUGUUUAUCGUAUAGAUGCCUCUAUUCAGAAUAAUAUUUUGGCAUAU